AUGCCUUCCACUAUCGAUAAUGAGGGCCAUUUCAAAUUCCUUCUGAGCUGCAUCAAACACUCAACCGCCGGCAAGGUUAACUUCUCAGCCGUGGCUGAUGAGCUGAGCAUCGUCUCCAAGGCAGCUGCUGCCAAGCGAUACGAGCGACUUCUCAAGUCGCACGACAUUUCUCCCUCCAGCCCACGCAAGGCCGCUGCGGCCUCAAAGGACAAAGGCGAUGAGGACGCUGACUCCGAAGCCAAGGCCGCCCCCAAGGCUCCUGCUGGCCGAAAGCGCAAGCGGGAGAACGCCGCCGCUACUGUCAAAGAUGACGAGGACGAGGACGUCCCCGUCAAGAAGGAGAAAAGGCGCCGCGUGAAGAAGGAGACCGGCGUCAAGAAGGAGGAGGACUCCGAUGAGGACGUCAGAGUCAAGGGCGAAGGCUCCAGCAACGGUUCGUCAAAACGUGAUGCUCGUGAUACCGAAGACUGUGAUCUAUACGCCAUACCAGAGGCCUUUCCGCGACCGAGUCGGAGCGAUGAGCUUGUCAGGUCUUCUGCCGAGGAUGAUGCCGACGACUUUUGUGUGGUCACGGGCGAGCGGCCAGUUCGCGCCUCGGUUCCUCACCUCUCGCCGACCUCUUUUGGCCAUGGAGCGCAAUCGAUGUCGAAUCGUGGCCAUGGGUAUGCUAAUUUCGGUUCUGCCCAACAGGAUCUGACAUGGAGUAAUUCUCUUGGACCCAGCAACCGUGAUGUCUUUAUCACAGGGCCUUCUUCUGUCGACCACAGGAAUUGGAGCAUUAGCCCUCACAGCCCGCGGAAGGAUAUCCUGAGAUUGGAUGGCGGCAUUGGUGCUUUCGCCUUUGCGGUUGCGGUUUGGCUCUGGGCUUUUCAUUUGGGUCUUUCUCCCUUCGCCGGCGUUCGAUCCGGCCAGUAG
Canariomyces notabilis is the source of this 915-nucleotide messenger RNA. RefSeq lists its product as uncharacterized. The coding region runs from base 1 to 915 and encodes 304 amino acids. Lineage: Eukaryota; Fungi; Ascomycota; Sordariomycetes; Sordariales; Chaetomiaceae. The transcript has 4 exons. The record is from RefSeq and is a predicted model, not a curated record.